Molecule: messenger RNA, 2055 nt
Organism: Panicum hallii
Lineage: Eukaryota; Viridiplantae; Streptophyta; Magnoliopsida; Poales; Poaceae
Product: protein DETOXIFICATION 49-like
Exons: 1
Coding region: 191-1882 (563 amino acids)
Biological process (GO): xenobiotic detoxification by transmembrane export across the plasma membrane
Cellular component (GO): membrane
Molecular function (GO): xenobiotic transmembrane transporter activity; antiporter activity
Source: RefSeq, a predicted model, not a curated record
CACUCUCCCCAUCCCCCCGCAUAGUUUAUUCAAUUCCCCUUGUCAGUUCCGUCGCCUCCGCGCCGGAGACAGCUCGCUCGCUACCCGCACGUUUCCGGACGAUCAGCCCGGCUCCCGACACGUCCCUCUCCUCCCCCCUCCCUGCGAAACGCGCGCGGAGGCAGAGCAGAGCGUUUCCUCUGUUUCGGGCAUGUCGUCUCGCGCCGCCGCCGACGCCACGGUGGCGUGCGGGGAUGCCGACGGCGCCGGCGAGGAGGCGCUCCUCACGGCGCCCCUGCUCGCCCCCGAGGCCGUGGCGGGCGAGCUGCCGCCGCCGGUGCUGCUCGCGCGCAAGCCGCGGGGCCGGCUCGCCAGGGCGGUGAAGGAAGCCUGGUCCGUGUCCCUGUCCGUCACAUUCCCCAUGGCGCCGUCCGUGUCGGCGGCCGCGGCGGGCGCGGAGGCGCGCUCCAUCCUGGGGCUCGCGCUGCCGAUGAUCCUCACGGGCCUGCUGCUCUACCUCCGCUCCAUGAUCUCCAUGCUCUUCCUCGGCCGCCUCGGCGGGCUCGCGCUCGCCGGGGGCUCCCUCGCCAUCGGCUUCGCCAACAUCACGGGGUACUCCGUGCUGUCGGGCCUCGCCAUGGGGAUGGAGCCCAUCUGCGGGCAGGCCUUCGGCGCGGGCCACUACGGGCUCCUCGGCGUCACCACGCAGCGCACCGUGCUGAUGCUCCUCGCCGCUGCCGUGCCCAUCGCCGGGCUCUGGGCGCACAUGCGGCCCCUGCUCCUGCUCUGCGGCCAGGACGCGGGCAUCGCCGCCGCCGCCGAGACCUACAUUCUCGCCUCCCUCCCGGACCUGCUCCUCCAGGCGCUCCUCCACCCCGUCCGCAUCUACCUCCGGACGCAGUCCAUCAACCUGCCUCUCACCCUCUGCGCCGCGCUCGCCAUUGCGCUCCACCUGCCCAUCAACUACGUGCUCGUCUCCGUCCUCGGGCUCGGCAUCCGGGGGGUGGCAUUGGCCUCCGUGCUGGCAAACUUGAACCUCGUCCUCUUCCUCUUCGCAUACAUCCUGUUCAGGGGCGUGCACCGGCGCACCGGCGGCCUCGCGCUCUCGGCCGAGAGCUUCCGCGGCUGGGGCGAGCUCGCCGGCCUCGCGCUGCCGAGCUGCGUCAGCGUCUGCCUCGAGUGGUGGUGGUACGAGAUCAUGAUCCUGCUGUGCGGCCUGCUCGCCAACCCGCAGGCGACGGUGGCCAGCAUGGGCAUCCUCAUCCAGACCACGUCACUCAUCUACAUCUUCCCUUCCUCGCUCGGCUUCGGCGUCUCGACGCGCGUCAGCAACGAGCUCGGCGCGAACCGCCCCGACCACGCGGCCCGCGCGGCGACGGUCGGCCUCAUGCUCGGGUUCGCGUUCGGCGGCGUGGCGUCCGCGUUCGCGUACCUCGUGCGGGGCGCCUGGGCGGCCAUGUUCACGGCCGACCCGGCGAUCGUCGCGCUCACCGCGUCCGUGCUGCCCAUCCUGGGCGCCUGCGAGCUCGGCAACUGCCCGCAGACCGCCGGCUGCGGCGUGCUCCGGGGCAGCGCGCGGCCCAAGGACGCCGCCAGCAUCAACCUCCGCUCCUUCUACCUGGUGGGCACGCCCGUGGCGCUCAUCCUCGCGUUCUGGUACCACUACGACUUCCAGGGCCUGUGGCUGGGCCUCCUCGCGGCGCAGGCGGCCUGCGUGGUGCGCAUGCUGCUGGUGAUCAGCCGGACGGACUGGGCCGCCGAGGCCAAGCGAGCGCAGCAGCUCGCCGGAGCGGGAGGCGCGGUGGAGACCAAAGAAGGCAUGGAAGUUGGAGCAGCCAGGGAAGACGACGAGCCGGGCAUGCCUAUCGUCGUAGUGAUCGAGCGACCAAAGGAUCAGUGCUGAACUGCUGACACAGCGCAACCGUGUGUGCCAUUCGACAUUUCGAGCCAUUCUUUUGUCAAAAAUUUUGGCGGGAGGGGAACGAGAGGCUGACAGAGUGAAAUUUUGUUUUCAAUUGGUUAUUUGUAAAUGAUAUCUUUUUUAUUUUUUGAUGGAUAUUAUAGAAGAUGAGAGCA